UCAGUAUAGCGGUGAAAACCUCCCUGCUCCACCACCAGCUCUGAUUUAUUUCCUUUACGAGAACAUGGGCACAAUUUUUAAUCAUAUUCCUGACCUCACAAAUCCGUGUGUAGUUUUGUAAUAUGGGGCGUGCUGUGUCUCACACACUCACACACACACACACACACCUCUAAUCCCUGGAUCCUCUGAGUAGUAGGACCAUGAAUUCUGGGACGGUGUUGCCAGGGGGAAAGUGACGCCCGGGACCUGUUGGAGAUGACGGCUGAAGGAGGAGGAUUAAAACAAGGGGAUCAUUUUAGCAGUGAUCGUAGAAGAUAGCGGGGAGAAGCCAUCGCCUCUCUGUUUAAAGGGUUUGUGGAGAUGGAGUCGCUGAUGAGUGCGGUGGCUCCACGCUCCCCAGCCCCCUCCAAGAAGCUGUUGGAGGUGGACUUCCGCUCAGGGGCCACUCUGGAGCAGCUGUCGGCACAGGUGUCUGAGCUGGUACUACUAGAACAAGGGGAGUUUGGUGACCAGACCGCCUUAGAGGUCCACACAGCAAAGGACUUUAUCUUCAACAUGCUAGGUAAUGUAUGCCCACAAACCAGUGGCACUCUGUCUCCUCCCUGCUGUCCCCUGUCAUCUCUGCUACCCCUUAUAGUGCAUUGCAGAUGCUGUCACAUUUUGGGAAGUUUUGUGUGGAUAAACAAAGAACAUGGUCUCCCCUCUCUCCUGCCCCCCUCAGAUAAAGGCUCCAUCCCCUCCCUGGGCUCUCCUCAGUCUCUGGAUGGAUGCUACUUCUCGCCCAGCCUGGUGACAGACUGGUUCUGGGGGGUGGUGAGUGAGGCUGUAGAGGAACUGAGGCGUAGCCCCCAGAGGGGCAUCCCCACACCGGAUCGACUGGAGAGGAAUGGACCCCUCACUACCAUCAUCCUCCAGGCAGGAUCUAGCCGGGUGUUGUACGACCUUCUACCUGUGGUGUCGUUCCGGGGCUGGCCGGCUGUGGCCCAAGGCUGGCUGACCGCCAACCAUUUCUGGGAUGGAAAAAUCACUGAGGAGGAGGCCAUAUCUGGCUUCUAUCUGCUGCCCUGCUGCUCCCCGCUGGGUGGCCGGCCCGACAGGGAGUGGAGGCUGGCAUUCUCACGCAGUGAGGUUCAGUUGAAGAAGUGCAUCCCUUACCCGAUGGCCCAGGCUUUUCAAGCAGCCAAGGCGGUGCUGUCUCGUAUCCUGGCUCGUCCUCGCACAGGUCUCAGCCUCUACCAUCUGCGAACCCUCCUCUUCUGGGCCUGUGACCGACUCCCUGCUGCUUACCUGUCUAGCCCUGAUCCCGAUACUGCUGGUCGCCUCCUCCUUGGCCUCUUGGAUGACUUGGCUCAUUGCAUCCUGGGUAAAAACUGUCCAAACUACUUCCUCCCCCAGUGCAACAUGUUGGAGCACUUGUCGGACAGCCAGGCACUGCUGGUAGCUAGGAAACUGGCCCACGUGCGCUCCGAUCCCAGUGAGCAUCUCCGGGCGGCUCUGGACCAAGCUCAGCAGGCGGGCCAGCUGAAGAAGGAGCUGACGGCCAGCACCAAUGGCCAUGGCUCCCCAGGGCAUCACACAGCCAACGGUAUCAUUUCCCCAUCGGACGACAAGCUGGCACAGCGGCUGCAGCAGCUGGUCACAGAGAAUCCUGGGAAGUCCAUAUCCGUCUUCCUGAACCCUGAUGAUGUCACCCGGCCUCAUUUCCGUAUCGAUGACAAGUUCUACUGAGAAGAUGUGGAAACGUGUGUGUUUUGCUCCCAAUGUGACAUCACACUGAAUGUCAGGCAGAUUGUUUUCUUUUCCUGAAACACAGAGCUGACCUGAAACUGAGCACAGACCUCCUCUCUCUAUCACCCUGAAGCAGAGCAAUGCCUUGCUGCUCGGCUGACUUUUUUUAACCAAAAAAAAAAAACUACUACUACUACUACUACUACUGACUAAUGUUGUCCAGUUUCGUGGGCAUCGCACAAUAGACAUGAUGUCACCAAGCUGUUGCCACGGAAAUGGCCCUCUUGUAAUGAGCCGGCCUUAACGAGACUUAUCAGCUGGUGCUAAAAAGACAAGAUCAACACAGACAGAAGGGUGUGUGUGUAUCUGUGCGUGUGUGUGCGUGUGUGUGUGUGCGCGCGUGUCUGUGUGCGUGUGAACUUUGCGCACCUUUCACUUUUGACUUACAGUUGCUGCAUUUCUCUGUUUUUAAUUUGAGAUCAGAGUCGGUGAGGGCUGAAUCAGAAAACCAAGGUGUGGCUGAUGUAACUGAAUGUAACGUUGAGAGUCUCGUCUCUCCCUCAGCCACAGUUUAGCUCUCUCUUUAACACCAUGCCUUGAAUAAUGAGAUCUUAUAUUUUUUAGUCUUUCUCAGGUAUUCAUAAUACUAAUCAGUUUUUUCUAUGUACGUGAUUCCAUCUCAACGUCUCUAACUACUGUAUUUACGCGGUUAAGCUGUGCUGCACCAUCCAGGGUCAUGUAAGCUCCUCUGUUGAUGUAGAAACUGCUCCACAAAAGUCUCUAUUAGAGACGGAACUAACGCGCCUUUUACCGGACAGGUAUCAAGCACUCCACAUAGCUUGUUUGUGUCCCCCCCCCCCCACUCAGCUUUAAUGGAAUGUAUACAAUUGAAAAUCAAACUAUGACAUGGCUCAGGAGACUGACAUUCAGGAUCUUCUCAAACACGUUUGCCACACGAUCCCAAACGAUCCCAAACCGGUUCAUUAGAAGACGACUGACUGGAUUUGCGGAACCUGAACAGACAUCCAGUGUUGUAGUAUGCCUUACAUGAGUGAUAAACAACAUUUAAAAACAAUGUCAAGAGACUCCAGAGGUCAAAUGAGCACCCGUGUGUUGUCAAGUGAAAGAAAGUGAGGUACAGGUACAGAAGCCAUGGCUUAUCGGCCGACUUUUCUUUUAGCAUAUUCACGAAUGAGUCGUGGUACUUCCUCCAGCAGAAGGUCCAGCAUGUCAGACACCUUGUUGCUCGUCUCUAUUAACUCCCUGUUUAAGAAAGUGAGUUUUGUGUGUCUCAGUUGAUUUUCUUUUAGACUUAUAGUUGCCCCUCCUUCUCCUCUGCUUAGUUGGUCUUUUUUUUAAAUGAGUGCUGUGUGAUUGAGAGUGUGUGUGUGUGUGUGUGUGUUGCUGUGUAUUCACAGAGACGAAACACACAGCAGGACACAGACAGACGCCCAGAUGUUGCCCAUUGAAUGAUCCCCUCAGUGGUUACUGGGCCCGAUCGUUUGUCAUCAGACAGAGGCUAAAACCACCAGGGGAGGGAGGGAUGGAUGGAUAAAAGGAGAUAGGACCUUCUCUGGUCUUUUUAAAGACAUCAGAAGUAAGAGAACAGGCCUUGCGGCGUCUGGACCGCUGCCUCUCUUUGAGGCUGUCACUGUUUUUUGUUUUUUUUUCCCCUGCUGUUUCCGACUUCCCUAACUCUUUCUCCUUUUUCUUCCAUUCUCAUCUCGAUCUGCAUUUCCCUCCACAGAGCGCUAGUGCUUUUCUGUCUUUCUCCUCCCGAAAAAGGUCCGGAGCCACAGGAAGCCUUCUGUUUACACUGCUAAUAGUGACUGUACUGCUGCAAAGCUACUCGGCUGAUGUAAACGGUGUCCGCGGCGACAAAAACAGACCAGUUAAGCAAGUUUCCUCCCACUCUCAUCAGUUUCACCUUUCUUACCUUAAUACAUUUGCAAUGUAGAGUCGUCGGAGAAACACUGCUAACAAAACGUCGGGGCAAACCUCGGAAUGUAACCAGGUUUCCCCGAGCACUAAACUGCUGCUUUCUACGAGCUUCUCUAAAAGCACACGAUCACUUAUAUGUUACAUAUGGUUCACUUUUUAUGCUUCUGGUGGAAUGUUUUCCCGUCAGACACGUGUAUGAAUAUUUCUGUCAGCUCUUAGAGUCUGCAAAUGUCACACUUUAACUACUGAAUGAAUUUUUUAGAGCAUCCGUCUGCACUGCUGAUGUAUGUGUGUGUGUGUGUGUGUCUGAUUGAAAUCUGAGGAAAAACCAAAGUGUGUCAUUGCAGAGGAACAGAAUGUGAGAGCAGGACGUGUGUUUUUCCACACGUCUGCCACUUGUCAGAGGAUCACGCAGUGUUUUCAGCACUUUGUCACCCAAACUGUACAAGUGUUUAUUUACUGGAAAGUAGACAUCAUUUCCUCUUUCCACUUCGACUGAGGACAUGUCAGGUGUGUGUCUCACCUUGUAACCUACUGGGGCUACUGAGAGAUCGCUAGACACCGGAAACAAUCAUCUUUUCUUUGAGUUGUACACAUGGAAGUCCUACAUUUUACAAUGGCCUCAGUUUAUAGAUAUGCAAUCAAGAGUCCCUGUGGAAAAGCCUGUCCUUUGCAAUGCCUGCUCCAUUUGUACUUCACUGUUGAUUUUUUUUUGUUUUGUUUUACUGUUGCUUGUAAAGGGGAUUCACUCUCUGCUGGCCUGGGAUUAUGUAGACACAGACAACACUCCCAAACUUCAGUUUUCACUCCGCGACUGUGUUUAUAAUUGAAUUGCCACUGCUUUUUUUUAAAAAAAAAUAAUAAUUCUAUCAAAUAUUCAUUCACCUGCGUGUGGAUAAAGUGAACACUAUGAAUGUAUCCACUUCAUCUCUAAAAGUCGCCUCUUCAUCCUCAUCUCAACACAUGUAUCCAAGUGCUAAACAUAAACAUCUGUCUUGAGAAAUCUCUUUUUAUUACUUGACUUCCUUUAAAAAAAAAAGUAAAAAAUUAAUUUUCACUGCAUCAUUUGCUGUAUUUAUUACUAUUAUUUUCUGAUGGUUUGUAUUGAUCAAGCUUUAGCAUGAAAUAAAUCACUGCGUUUCGAAUCAAA
Molecule: messenger RNA, 4819 nt
Organism: Solea solea (common sole)
Lineage: Eukaryota; Metazoa; Chordata; Actinopteri; Pleuronectiformes; Soleidae
Gene: tmem102
Product: transmembrane protein 102
Exons: 6
Coding region: 361-1728 (455 amino acids)
Source: RefSeq, a predicted model, not a curated record